AUGGUUUAUAAAGUUCUAAUUAUCAAUCCUAACUCCUCUAAAAAGGUAACGGAUAAUCUUACAAAGAUUCUUAUUGAACCUUUAGAAGUUAAGUUUUCUUUUUACACUGCACCAACUACAGCUCCAGCGGAGAUUACCGGUGAAAGUACGUCGAUAUUAUCAGAACAAGUAGUAUUACCAGAUCUUGUUUCUAAAGGAUUAGUCGAACAAUAUGAUGGUUUCCUUAUCUGUUGUUAUUCAGAUCAUCCAUUAAUCCACUCGCUUGGUAAAGUCACCGAUAAGCCUAUUUUAGGAAUUAUGCAAGCCACUUUACUUUAUAGUUUACUGAAUCCAUUUAUUACAAAACUGUUUAUUUUAACUAGUGUGAAUGAAUGGGAACCAUUAUUGGAUCAAGGAAUUAUUGAUUUUGUUGGGAAUGAAAAUAAUCAAUUUCCAAGUAAAAAGUUUGAAAGAACCAAGGGUCUUGAUGUUAGUGUUUUAAGUUUAAGUAACCCUGAGGAAUAUCAAAAGAUUUACAACAGAGUAGAUCUGAUCCUUAAUGAUGAAUACAAAGAUUCUGGAAUCAAUUGUGUGUUAUUGGGCUGUGCUGGUAUGGCUGGGUUAGAUGAGAAAUUAACACAAAGCUUUAAAGGUAUCCAAUUCAUUGAUAGUGUUAAAGUUGGAGUUGAGCUUUUAGCUGCUCUCAUUCGAUUUAAUGAGCAUCGUUAG
Molecule: messenger RNA, 708 nt
Organism: Scheffersomyces coipomensis
Lineage: Eukaryota; Fungi; Ascomycota; Pichiomycetes; Serinales; Debaryomycetaceae
Gene: DCG1
Product: Dcg1p
Exons: 1
Coding region: 1-708 (235 amino acids)
Source: RefSeq, a predicted model, not a curated record